Molecule: messenger RNA, 1374 nt
Organism: Penicillium roqueforti
Lineage: Eukaryota; Fungi; Ascomycota; Eurotiomycetes; Eurotiales; Aspergillaceae
Product: mitochondrial 37S ribosomal protein uS4m
Exons: 3
Coding region: 1-1374 (457 amino acids)
Biological process (GO): positive regulation of translational fidelity
Cellular component (GO): mitochondrial small ribosomal subunit
Molecular function (GO): structural constituent of ribosome; rRNA binding
Source: RefSeq, a predicted model, not a curated record
AUGAGGAACAGAGCUACCAAUACUUUGUCGAAAGGCAAAAUCCGUCAAUCAUGGAGCAAAUACAACCUGUAUAACAUGCAACGAUUCCGCAGCCCACCCACCAUCAAUCGCACAUUCUUCCAGCAGAAAUGGUCUGCUAAGGCUGCUUCCCGUGCCUAUCAUGGCGAGCAGGUCCGCGAGGGACAGUGGAAACGCAUGUUCAACCAUCGCAUCCGCAGUGUUAUCCCCAUGAAUGCAUCCGACUUGGCCGCCGAUGACGGUUCCCAAGCUUCAUCCGGUCGCGGCUCAGGACUCGAUAUGGGCGGCAAGCCCGCUUACCAGAAACGUCCUACACCUUACACCCAGAUGACCUUUGCGCCCCUAGAGCGUCGGUUGGAUGUAGCCAUCUUCCGAGCUCUCUUUGCUAGUAGUGCCAGACAGGCGAGACAGUUCGUCAUCCACGGAGCGGUCACUGUUAACGGGCAAAAGAUGAAACAUCCCAGCUAUCUCCUCAACCCCGGUGACCUUUUCCAGGUUGAGCCAGAGCGCGUAAUGUACGCUACUGGUCAUACGAAGACUGCGUACGAGCGGCGUCAGGGCCGAUUGGUUCGGAGAAAGGCGAAGGCACAGACCUCAGAGGAAGAGGUUGAGGCGGAGUCAAAGGAGACCGCAGAGGAAGAGACCAAGGAGACCGCAGAGGAAGAGGCCAAGGAGACCGAAAAGGAGGAUCCUAAGGAGACUCUCAAGGCGCUUAUGGCACAGGCCAAGUCUAUCAUGUCUGCCGGCAAGGAUACACUCGCGCCCCAACGCAAGCAGGAGCUCCGUGGCUUCCAACAAGCUGUCCGCCGCGUAUUGUCCCGCUCCGAGUCCAGCACUGUCCUCGCAGACAGCUUGGAAGCCCAGUUUUCCCAAUUAACCCUGCUUCUCAAGGCCAAGCGGGCCGAGAAGAAGCCAGACAAUAAGGACGUGAAACUCCGUCCAGAAGACGCCUUCGCAUCCGACAAGGGAGAUAGGGAAUUGGCUGCCGCCAGGAAAGAUACAGAAACCGCAGUAAGCGACAAACUCUCCGAAGCCUUCUCGCAGGCAACACUAGGUAAUGAAGUCGAUGCCUCGGAACUCAGCGACGAAGAGUUCGAGACGCUCAAGCGCGCUCUUACUCAAAUGCGCGAUAAUCCUCUCGACAACAGCAAGACCUACUCCACCCCCUGGCAACCACGCCAAUACAUGUCUGCCUUUGCCUUCAUCCCGCGCUACCUCGAGGUCAAUCAGAACAUUUGUGCAGCCGUGUACCUGCGCCACCCGGUGGCCCGUCCCGGUUCCGCCGAGGUGCCCACUCCCUUCGGCGAGACCAUUGCCACUCCGGCUUAUGGCUGGUACCUGAGGAGACGGUGGUAG